Messenger RNA from Parasteatoda tepidariorum (common house spider), 3414 nucleotides. RefSeq names its product islet cell autoantigen 1-like protein (gene ICA69). Lineage: Eukaryota; Metazoa; Arthropoda; Arachnida; Araneae; Theridiidae. Gene Ontology annotation, molecular function: protein domain specific binding. Gene Ontology annotation, biological process: regulation of transport. The record is from RefSeq and is a predicted model, not a curated record. Gene Ontology annotation, cellular component: Golgi apparatus.
UCAAUUAUUUAGUUGUUUCAUAUUCAUUUGGCAACAGUAGUUGAAUAUUCGGUUUCGAGGUUUCGGAAGAAAACGUAAACAGUAAACAUCUCAAAUGUAGAGUGACAGAUUUUUUCUUUAAAUGUUAACUAAUUAAUUAAUCGCAGGUUAAAUGAUGAAUGACUUUCGCGAAUCGUCAACCCUGAGUCGAAUGCAGGAACGUUACUGGACUACCAAACAAGCUGUUUUUAAAAAAUUGGGAAAGAAAGAAGAUGACUGCAUAAUAGCUAGUGAUGCAGAACUGGAUGCAAAAUUAGAGCUAUUCCAAACUAUUGAAGAAUCUUUCUUGACUUUAAUGAGAGUGUUAGAAAAUUAUCAAGAUAAAUUAUGUUCUUUAGCACAAGAAGAGAAUGCUUUAGGUAGAUUUUUAAAGGAAAAUGGAAAGUAUGAUAAAACGAGAGCUGGCAAAGUUAUGACUGCUGCUGGGAAAGCUUUGAGUUUUAGUGCUCAGCAAAAAUUGUCUCUUCGUUUACCUCUUGUAAGGCUUUAUCAUGAAGUCGAAACUUUCCAGUAUCGGGCAAUAGUAGAUAGUUUGCAAACUGUGGAAAAGAUGGAAAAAGCAAGAACUGCCUAUCGAGGAGCAUUAAUGUGGAUGAAAGAUGUUUCUCAGCAGCUUGACCCUGAUACUUGUAAACAGCUUGAAAAAUUUCGAAAGGUUCAAAGCAAUGUUAGGAAAACAAAAGCAAGAUUUGAUAAACUAAAGCUUGAUACUCUUCAGAAAGUUGAUCUUUUGUCAUUUUCACGCUGUAAUCUUUUUUCUCAAGCAUUAGCUGCUUACCAAAAUACUCUAAUUGCUAUCUCAGAAAAAAUGUCUCAUACUAUGAGUUCUGUAGCCGAGACAACUAAAGGCUAUCAGCAUUAUGAAUUUUCAAUGCUAAAAGAACUUACUGAAACUAGUAAAAAGCUGGCAGAAGAAACAUCAGAAAUGAACAACACAAUACCUUUACUUGAAGAGCAUGGAUUAGUCCCUUCAGAUGAUAAAGAUGUAUUACUCUUUUUUGAAUCUGAAUACCAUGAUGAUGAAGAAAAACAUUCAAAAACUGCAAAUGAUAAAUCCUCUGAUAAGAAAAAAACAUCUAAGUCUUCUUCUGGGAAAAAAACAAAAAAUAAGUCUAAAAACACAAGAAAAAAGGAUGCAGAAAACAAUGAUUCUCCAUUAGUUAAUUUAGAUGAACUUUUAAAUUCUUCUCAAUCUAGCCUAUCUUCUUUGCAAACUCCUACUACAGAAGAUAACUCCAGAAGAUUUUCUUCCGAUUUACUUACAGGAUUGGGUGGUGAGGAAGUAGAUAAGAAUGAUUUAGAAUUAUUGAAUGAAAUUUUAGAUGCAAAGCCUGAUUUUACUUUUUCUAAUGAUAGCAUUCUAAAUUCAGAAGAUAAUUUGCUUCCAAAUUCUCCAUUAAGCGAGCAGAGCAAUCUUAAUAAAUUUAUUUUUGAUAUGACUGCUGCUGGCCAAUCUACAUACUAUCUCCCAUCACAGCUAAUAGACAUGCCAAAAGAUAACUCAGGAAUUAUUCCUAAUGCUCCUAGUAGCAUACCAAAGUCAAAUGAUACUUCUUCUACUGCUGGCAAGAAUAAGAAGGAAAAGAAGGAUAUGUCUAGUUGGUACAAUUUAUUUGCUGAUUUAGAUCCUUUUGCAAAUCCUGAUUUGAUCGGAAAGAAACAAGCUGAUGAUUUUAAUUGCUAAUAACGUUUUAUUAGAGACCUUAAACAGAUUAGCAUAUUUUUUUAUAAAUAUACUCAAUUUGCUCUUUACUGAAUUGUAAACAAAUGUUUUGUAAUGGCUAUCUGUUUCAAUUUAUAUAUUUCCUUUGCAUGAUAUAAACUAUCUCAGCAAUCUUGCAUUUCAAUUAUUAAAUGCAUUUUUAUUGUCUUUUUUGAAAAAAAACUAUUACAUUAUCAUUCUUCUUAUUGUCAAUCAUGCAUGAGUCAACUCAAUUAAUGUUUUAAAAUCUGUAAGAGAAAUUUAUUUAACAUCACCGAACUGAUUAAUAAAAAUCUUAUGUUGUCUAAAAUUAGUUUAUCAAUGUGCAAAUGAUAUGAUUGUAGGAUAUUGUUUUAUAUUCUUAAAUAAUCAAUCAAUUUAAUUUUAUCAAUUUGAAAUUGUUUGAUUCAUAUAUCAUAUUUUAAAAGCUAAAAAUAUGUGAAAUCUUUGUUAAUGAAAAAAAUGACGACCUAAAUGUUUGCUGUAAAAUAUAUUGCCUCUAGAUAUUAUGUGUGCUUAAUUGCUAUAUCGUCAUUAUUUUUAUUCUUUUGUUAAAUAUAUUUAUCUUUAAAUUAUUUAUUUAUUAUUUUCAAGUUAUUACUUUAUAAAGUUUUAUCUAUAUUAGUACUAUCAAGAGAAAUUUUAUUAAUUUGAAAUUAAUUUGUAUUUGAAACUGUUUUUCAUGUGUCAUUUGAAUUUAGAAGCAAAACAGCUUUUCUUUCUUAAUAAGUAUUAAUUAUGUUUUUAAAAGAAAAGAAAUAUACUGAUUUAUUAAUUUUAUUUUCGUUUACUAUUGGAAGUGAAAUUUUUUUAAAAUAUACUAAAUGUGAACAUUUUUUAACAAAACACAAUGCCUUUAUUUAUCCUACAAGAAAGUGUAAAAGAAUUUUGAAAGUUCACCCUAUUGUCACUUAAUCAUCUAAUUAUAUUUUAUGCACUUACAAAAGAAUUUCUGUUAAAUUAAAAAUUUUGAUCUUCAAAUUAUUAUGUAUAUGAUGUUAUAUAUCAAAAACAUUUGGCAUGUUCAUAUUAUUUGUUGACUGCAUCAGAUUUUAAGUGAAUAUUAUUGUAUGAAAAUAUUAUUUUAUUUGUUAUCACAUUUUUUGUCUUGCAAUAGCUUCUUGCCAUAAUAAUGUUUCAUAUUCACUUCAUAAAUUUGAAAUUUUUUAAUUGUUAAAUAGUUGUUUUUUUAUUUGCAAUUAUUUUUAUGUUGGCAUUACCAUAUAUAUAUAUAUAACAACUUAUAUGUAGGUAAUUAUAUAAUUGUGCCAUAAGAGAAACAAAAUAAUUUUGUCAUUUUGCAGCUAGUCACCAGUAGCCAAAUGACAAAAAUUUAACUCCAAAAAAUGAUAGCAUUUGGUCAAUGACUGUGCAAAUAAUAUCAAAUAGAAAUGAGUUAAUAUAAAAUAAAUCUUUAAUUAAGAAAUAUUUUUCAAUUGAUUAGAAUGUGUUAUGAAAAUAGUAUUUUUUUUUAAUGUUAAUUCUUAUUAGUGGAAUAUCUUAUAAUUUAGCUUAUUGUAUUAUUUUUAACAAAUUUGUUCAAUUCUAGUCCUUUAAAUCAAUUUGUUGCAGUAAGGUGUUCAUUUUAUUAGUCAUUUUUUUUUCUUUUGUGUUUGUGAUAUUUUAAAUCCUGUUCUAGUCUUAUAGAAAAAUAAAUGAAACAUAUAUGUCCU